Molecule: messenger RNA, 481 nt
Organism: Vitrella brassicaformis
Lineage: Eukaryota; Vitrellaceae
Source: the annotation of a GenBank genome assembly
AUGGUGGAGUACUCCAUUAUCUUGCCGACGUAUAAUGAGCGCGACAACCUGCCGCUGGUCAUCUGGCUGAUUGUGAGUGAGCUGCAGAAGGCGGACAUCGGCGAUUGGGAGGUGGUGGUGGUGGACGACAGCAGCCCUGACGGCACGGCAGACGUCUGCAGACAGCUGCAGCGCAUCUACGGCCACCGACACAUCCGUCUGCAUGAGCGGCCCGGCAAGCUGGGCCUCGGCACUGCCUACCGCAGCGGCCUGGAGGUCGCAAAGGGCGCCUUCAUCAUUCUGAUGGACGCCGACCUGUCGCACCACCCCAAGUUCAUCCCCCAGUUCAUCGACAUGCAGCGGACCACACAGGCCGACAUCGUGACGGGGACGCGCUACAAGGGGAGGGGCGGCGGUGUGUAUGGGUGGGACAUGCGGCGCAUCCUCACGAGCCGUGUGGCCAACUACCUGGCGCAGGUGAUGCUCAGCCCCGGUGUGUCGG